GAAAGGGGGGCCCAAGGCGAGCUGCCCACAGGCUGCUUCCUGCGCGCAACACGGCCGAGUGCAUCGGCAUACAGUCUUUCCAUGUCCCUCGUGCUGCCCAGUUGCAGCCCAAGGGGUACCAGCGCACCAUUUAACACUGCACUCAGCAACCAGACUGCGCCAUGGCGGGCGGCAAGCCAAGGCGCUGGGCUGCGUGUCAGAAUUGCGGUCCGCGCAGUUGGGUGUAUCUUGACGGUGGUAUUCGUCAAUGCAAACACUGUAGUUGCAAGUUCCAGCCGCCAAAUGGACGGUUCCAGAAGAAUAGGUAAAGGGACGGAUCAUGGUUCAGGAGCCGUUGGCGCAUCGACUGCCAACAACGGCCAGCCAGGCCAAAGUGAUUUGUUCAAGCAUUGGCAGAAAGGAUACGGAGGAGUGGGAUCGCCGCUUUCCACAACCAGCUGAAGAUGCAGAUGAGGAGAAGGCAGAUCCUGCUCACCAGCAAGUUCGAGGAGGUGGCAAAGGCUCAGGAGGAGAUGGAGGUUGAUGCGCCUUCGGCGGCCCCUGCUUUGGUGCAGCACCUCGAGCCUCUCGAGGCUUUCAUCCCGGAGGAGGAGAAGGCAGAGUGGGCAGCCAAAAAGGAGGAUAUCUGCCAAUCUGGCAAAGCGCUGCCGCCUCGGGCAGCGCAAGCACAGCCAACACCAGUACCAGUACGACCGCUUCCAAAGGCUGCUGCAGUUCCUGUGGCGAAACAGCCGUCGGUACCUGUGCCUCUGCUCCGCGGGCAUCAAAAUCGGUAUGGAAGGCAGGCUGGCCCUGGUCACGGCGGGGGGCGCCAGCGCUCCGUCAUGGCGAGGAAGCAGCUGACCCUGAUCGUGGCUUUCGCCCCCCACGAGGUGUAGCUGGAGCCACUGGUGAUCUUGCCGGCGCAGCUGCCUCAGCUGCAGAACCCGAUCGCACUCGGACCGGUGGGCGGCAACACAUGCUGGGUUCCUGCAGGACUGUGCGAGCAGGAAGCCGAUUCCAUCUCAGUAGCUAGCACAGAAUGCCAGAACGACUUCAACAGGUUUGGCGAUGAGUAUUCCGACAGCAAUUUCGAUUUCGACCAGAACCAGCAUGGAUGGGAAAUUGGGGAUGGGGGAGAAGCUAUGCUGGCGGAACAAGAGGCACGCGUGCCAAGGAUCAUACAAUUCCGGCGAGCAAAAAGGGAUCGCGAGGGAGCCAGUCUUUGGCAGACGCGGGGAAGCGCGCAAGUGCUGCGACAGUCUGGCAAGCUACAGUUUCGAAUACGGGGAGGAGCGGCC
This is a messenger RNA of Prorocentrum cordatum, 1280 nucleotides long. NCBI's taxonomy places the organism in Eukaryota, Dinophyceae, Prorocentrales, Prorocentraceae. The record is from the annotation of a GenBank genome assembly.